Propithecus coquereli (Coquerel's sifaka) is the source of this 1018-nucleotide messenger RNA. It is a transcript of the gene CAPNS2, whose product is annotated as calpain, small subunit 2. The transcript has a single exon. NCBI's taxonomy places the organism in Eukaryota, Metazoa, Chordata, Mammalia, Primates, Indriidae. The coding region runs from base 86 to 835 and encodes 249 amino acids. Gene Ontology annotation, molecular function: calcium ion binding. The record is from RefSeq and is a predicted model, not a curated record.
UAAGCUGCUUGGACUCCAUUUCAUCUCUCAUCCUUCCAUCUCCAAGAUUUCGGCAGCUUUUGCACUUGCUUGUUAAACUGAAAUCAUGUUUCUUGCAAAGGCUAUAUUGGAAGGGGCAGAUCGAGGUCUUGGAGAAGCUCUUGGAGGCCUUCUUGGAGGAGGCGGUCAGAGAAGAGGAGGCGGAGGCGGAGGAAAUAUUGGAGGGAUAGUUGGAGGAAUUGUGAACUUUAUCAGUGAGGCUGCAGCAGCUCAGUAUACUCCAGAACCACCUCCCACCCAGCAGCAUUUCACCUACGUGGAGGCCUCAGAGAGUGAGGAAGUCAGGCGGUUUCGGCAACAAUUUGCACAGCUGGCUGGACCAGACAUGGAGGUGGGUGCCACCGACCUGAUGCAUAUUCUCAACAAAGUCCUUUCUAAGCACAAGGAUCUGAAGACCGACGGCUUUAGCCUUGACACCUGCCGGAGCAUUGUGUCUGUCAUGGACAGCGACACAACCGGGAAGCUGGGCUUUGAAGAAUUUAAGUACCUGUGGAACAACAUCAAGAAAUGGCAGUGUGUUUAUAAGCAGUAUGACAGGGACCAUUCCGGGACUCUGGGAAGUUCGCAGCUGCAGGGAGCUCUGCAGGCAGCAGGCUUCCAGCUAAACGACCACCUUUACCAGAUGAUCGUGCGCCGCUAUGCUGAUGAGGACGGAGGUAUGGAUUUUAACAACUUCAUCAGCUGCCUGGUCCGCUUGGAUGCUAUGUUUCGUGCCUUCAAGUCUCUGGACAGAGAUGCAGACGGCCUGAUUCAGGUGUCUAUCAAAGAGUGGCUGCAGCUGACCAUGUAUUCCUGAAGCGGGCACUGAGAGCACAAGACCCUCCCUGGAGAACAGGACUUCGGAAAGCCGUGCCAUGCUGUCCGCACGGUUGCUGCUACCCUGUCCAACGGCUGUCAUUUCCCGGCAAGCUCACUCCCAACCCUACAUGUUUUUGAUCGUGUGCUACAUUUUGCUGCUUAAUUAAAGCACAUUUUUCAU